Molecule: messenger RNA, 978 nt
Organism: Leptosia nina
Lineage: Eukaryota; Metazoa; Arthropoda; Insecta; Lepidoptera; Pieridae
Source: the annotation of a GenBank genome assembly
AUGUUUUCGACGAGUUCACAGAGGAAAUUCUGGACAUUUAGUGAUGAAAGUGAGCUAGCUAGUCAACGCGAAAAGCACAACUUGGAGUUCAUUUCCAGACAUGGACAGCAUCUAGAUGAACACCAACGCUACAAUUACUUUCUAUCCCCAGAAGAAGAGAGACAAUUACUUAAACAAUAUGAGCUGCAUUUAAAAGAAUUCUGUAAAAGAUUCCAACCUCCCAUGCCAAAAGGCGUGAUUGGCACGGCGUUCCACUACUUUAAACGAUUCUAUCUCUACAAUUCAUCCAUGGACUAUCAUCCUAAAGAAAUUCUGGCUACAUGUGUAUACUUAGCUUGCAAAGUUGAAGAAUUUAAUGUAUCCAUUGGCCAGUUUGUUGCGAAUAUAAAGGGUGAUAGAGAAAAAGCGACUGAUAUAAUUCUAAAUAACGAGUUACUGCUGAUGCAGCAAUUAAAUUAUUACUUGACAAUACACAACCCUUUUCGCCCUGUUGAAGGUUUCCUAAUUGAUAUAAAGACAAGAUGCACACUGUCCAACCCAGAACGGUUGCGCUCUGGCAUAGAUGAAUUUCUUGAAAAGGUAUUUCUGACUGAUGCAUGUUUGUUGUAUGCUCCAUCUCAAAUAGCACUGGCUGCUGUCCUCCAUGCGGCUAGUAAGGAACAGGAAAAUUUAGAUAGCUAUGUGACAGAUAUGUUAUUUAGAGAUGCAGGGCCAGAUAAGCUUGCAAUUUUAAUUGAGGCAGUUAGAAAAAUCCGAUCAAUGGUGAAAAUGGUAGAGAGCCCUGCUCGGGAGAGAGUUCGGGUUGUUGAAAAGAAAUUGGACAGGUGCCGUAAUCAAGAAAAUAACCCAGACAGUGAGAUUUAUAAGCGCAGAAUGAGAGAGGCAUUAGACGAAGAUGAUGUCCAAUACACAGGAACUAGCCGAAUGUCCCUUGAUACUAGUGGUGUUACACAAGUUUUGUCUCCUUCAGCUUCUUAG